AUGACCGAAAUAUCGCCAAGCUACGCCGAAAAGCACAAUGUCGCCGACCACUUCAUCGGUGGCAACCGACUCGACAAUGCUCCUGCAUCCAAGGUCAAGGAGUUCGUCACCGAGCAUGACGGUCACACAGUCAUCACCAACGUGCUUAUUGCCAACAACGGUAUUGCCGCCGUCAAAGAGAUCCGCUCUGUCAGGAAAUGGGCAUACGAGACCUUCGGCGAUGAGAGGGCGAUCCAUUUCACCGUCAUGGCCACGCCUGAGGAUCUGCAAGCCAAUGCCGAUUAUAUCCGCAUGGCUGAUCAUUACGUAGAAGUCCCUGGCGGUACCAACAACCACAACUACGCCAAUGUCGAACUCAUUGUCGAUAUUGCCGAGCGCAUGGAUGUCCACGCUGUAUGGGCUGGAUGCUCCCCGAGUCGCUCGCGGCUUCCCCAAGAAGAUUGUCUUCAUCGGACCCCGGGCUCCGCGAUGCGAUCCCUUGGUGACAAAAUCUCCUCCACUAUCGUUGCCCAGCACGCAGAGGUUCCCUGUAUCCCCUGGUCCGGCACGGGCGUGAAUGAGGUAGUCAUCGACCAUGCCGGCAUCGUCACCGUUCCUGAUAACGUCUAUAUGCGCGGAUGCGUAACCUCCUGGGAGGAAGGUCUUCAGAAGGCGAAGGAGAUUGGAUUCCCCGUCAUGAUUAAGGCCUCGGAGGGUGGUGGUGGAAAAGGUAUCCGCAAGGCCUUGUCGGAAGACGGCUUUGAGGCCCUGUAUAAGGCGGCUGCGAGCGAAAUUCCCGGCUCACCCAUCUUCAUCAUGAAGCUUGCUGGCAACGCUAGGCACCUUGAGCGUCGGCACCAGAAGAUUAUUGAGGAGGCCCCCGUCACCAUUGCCAAACCCGAAACGUUCAAGGGCAUGGAGCAAGCCGCCGUACGUCUCGGAAAGCUGGUCGGUUACGUUUCCGCCGUCGAGCAUCCAACGACGGAAAUGGUCAGCGGCGUCAACCUGCCCGCGGCCCAGCUCCAGAUUGCCAUGGGUAUUCCCCUCCAUCGCAUUCGGGAUAUCCGACUCCUCUACGGGGUCGACCCUCGUACCUCCACCGAGAUCGAUUUCGACUUCAAGAACCCGGGCAGUGAGAAGACCCAGCGUCGACCACGGCCCAAGGGCCACACCACCGCGUGCCGUAUCACAUCCGAAGACCCCGGCGAAGGUUUCAAGCCAUCAAACGGUGUCAUGCAUGACCUCAACUUCCGCAGUAGCUCCAAUGUUUGGGGCUACUUCUCCGUCUCUCCUCAAAGCAAGAUUCACAGCUUCUCCGAUUCUCAGUUUGGUCACAUUUUCGCCUACGGCGAGAAUCGUCAGGCUUCGAGGAAGCACAUGGUUAUUGCCCUGAAGGAGUUGAGCAUCCGUGGUGAUUUCAGAACGACGGUAGAAUAUCUAAUCAAGCUUCUCGAGACUGAGGCUUUCGAAGAGAACACCAUCACUACUGGCUGGCUUGAUGAGCUCAUCUCUAAGAAGCUGACGGCGGAGAGGCCCGACCGCAUGCUGGCGAUUGUUUGCGGUGCCGUCACCAAGGCGCACAUCGCGAGCGAAGCCUGCAUGGCCGAGUACAAGGGCGGCCUCGAGAAGGGUCAGGUACCCUCCAAGGAUAUUCUGAAGACCGUUUUCGCCAUUGAUUUCAUCUACGAGGGCGAGAGGUACAAGUUCACGGUGACUCGGGCCAGCGUUGAUACCUAUCAUCUCUUCAUCAACGGCUCCAAGUGUGCGGUCGGUGUCCGCGCUCUUAGCGAUGGUGGCCUGCUCAUUCUUCUUGAUGGAAGGUCUCACAACGUCUACUGGAAGGAAGAAGUUGGCGCCACGCGUAUUUCCGUGGAUAGCAAGACUUGCUUGCUCGAGCAGGAGAACGACCCUACGCAGCUUCGUACCCCCAGCCCUGGUAAGCUUGUCAAGUAUACCGUCGCGAACGGCGAGCACAUCAAGGCGGGCCAAGCGUUCGCCGAGGUGGAGGUGAUGAAGAUGUACAUGCCUCUUAUUGCCCAGGAAGACGGUGUCGUUCAGCUCAUCAAGCAACCUGGCGCCACCCUCGAGGCGGGUGAUAUUCUCGGUAUCCUCGCCCUUGACGACCCUAGCCGGGUGAAGCAGGCCCAGCCCUUCGUCGAACGGCUCCCCGACUAUGGCGAGCCUGUCAAUGUUGGUCAAAAGCCCUCGCAGCGAUUUGCUUUGCUCUACGGCACGAUCGAGAACAUUCUUCUCGGUUAUGACAACUCCGCCAUCAUGGCCCAAACGCUGAAGCAGCUUACCGAGGUUUUGCGCGAUCCCGAGCUCCCCUACAGCGAGUGGAACGCCCAGUUCGCCGCUCUCCAUACCCGUAUGCCUGGUAGGCUCGCGACGCAGUUCACGCAAAUCGUGGAGCGGGCCAAGUCGCGACACGCCGAAUUCCCUUCCAAGUCGCUGGCUAGGACCUUCCAAAAGUUCGCCGACGAAAACGUGGCCGAGGGCGAUGUUGACUUGUUGAAGUCGAACCUGCAGCCACUCGUUGACGUUCUUGAGCUCUACGCUGAUGGACAGAAGGCGCGCGAACUCAACCUUAUCGAGAAGCUGCUUCAUACCUACUGGGACGUCGAGAGACACUUCAUCGGCCAGCGCCAGCAGGAAGACAGCGUCGUUCUCAAGUUGCGUGACCAGAACAAGGAAGAUAUUGCAAAGGUUGUCCAAAUCGUCCUUUCCCACAGCCGCGUGGGACCCAAGAGCGCCCUGGUCCUGGCUAUCCUUGAGGAAUAUCGCCCCAACAAGCCCAACGUGGGCAACGUUGGCAAGCAUUUCCAUAACAUUCUCCGCCAGUUGACUGAGCUGCAAUCUUCCCGCGCCACUUCCAAAGUCUCGCUCAAGGCUCGUGAGAUUAUGAUUCAGUGCUCCAUGCCUUCCCUGGAGGAGAGGACUGCUCAGAUGGAGCACAUCCUUCGCUCCUCUGUUGUCGAGUCGCGCUAUGGCGAGACUGGUUGGGACCACAGAGAGCCUAGCCUCGACGUUAUCAAGGAGGUUGUCGAUUCCAAGUACACCGUAUUCGACGUCCUUACCCUCUUUUUGGCCACGACGAUCCCUGGGUCUCGCUUGCUGCUUUGGAGCCCCCUCUUUGUGUCUUGGGACUUCUCGCUCCGAAAGAUGGGCCAGACCGAGUUUGGCCUACCUCUUCAGUCUGCUGCUCCGUCGUCCCCGGCGACGCCGAGUGGAGAGUUUAAGCGCGUUCACUCUAUCAGCGACAUGUCAUACAAGCUCGCCAACAAGUGGGACGAGGAGCUCAACAGGAAGGGUGUCAUCAUCCCUUGCGCCUACAUUGACGAUGCGGAGGAGCUUCUGCCCAAGGCUCUUGAGGCUCUGCCUGUCUUCACGAAGCGCAAGCAGCCCGGCCUCAUGGCUGAUCUCAGCGGCAAGAGGCGACCGGCCGCGUCUAAGCCGUCUCCUUCUGAGGAUGAGGAGCUAUCGGCGGUCAUUAAUGUUGCCAUUCGCGAUGCCGAAAGCGAAGAUGACGAGGAGACCCUGAAGCGAAUCCUCCCUAUAAUCGAGGACCUCAAGGAAGAACUCUUCGCCCGCCGCGUACGACGUGUCACCUUUAUCUGCGGCCAUAGCAAUGGCUCGUACCCGGGCCACUACACCUUCAGGGGCCCCGACUAUAUCGAAGACGACAGCAUUCGCCACAGCGAGCCUGCCUUGGCUUUCCAGCUGGAACUCGGACGUCUCGCCAAGUUCCACAUCAAGCCGGUCUUCACGCAGAACAAGAACAUCCACGUGUACGAAGGUGUCGGCAAGAGCGUGGAUACUGACAAGCGGUACUUUACCCGCGCGGUGAUUAGGCCUGGCCGUCUCCGGGAUGAGAUCCCCACGGCUGAGUAUCUGAUCAACGAGGCAGAUGGCGUUAUCAACGACAUCUUCGAUGCCCUAGAGAUCAUUGGCAACAACAACUCUGAUCUCAACCACAUCUUUAUGAACUUCACCCCCAUCUUCCAGCUCCACCCCCGUGACGUCGAGCACAGCUUGCAGGGCUUCCUAGAUCGGUUCGGCGUCCGCGCUUGGCGCCUCCGUGUCGCGCAGGUCGAGAUCCGCAUUGUCUGCACCGACUCUGAAGGUAGCCCCUUGCCCCUCCGUGUGCUCAUUACCAACACGUCUGGCUACAUUGUCGAUGUCGACAUGUACGCGGAGAGGAAGUCGGAGAAGGGUGAUUGGGUAUUCCAUAGCAUUGGUGGUACCAAGGAGAAGGGACCCAUGCAUCUUAUGCCCGUCUCCACUGCCUACGCCACCAAGAACCAUCUUCAGCCUAAGCGAUACAAGGCCCACCUCAUGGGUACUCAGUACGUGUACGAUUUCCCUGAGCUGUUCCGACAAGCCAUCCAAAACAGCUGGGUAAAGGCGACCAAGAAGAACCCCAGCCUCGCCUCCCAACAACCUAACCAGGGCGAGUGCAUCGUUUUCUCUGAACUCGUCCUUGACGACCAAGACAACCUCGACGAAGUCAACCGUGAACCCGGUACCAACACGUGCGGCAUGGUCGGUUGGCUCAUCAGGGCCCGUACCCCCGAGUACCCCACUGGCCGCCGCUUCAUCGUUGUGGCCAACGAUAUCACGUUCAAGAUUGGCUCGUUUGGUCCCAAGGAAGACAACUUUUUCCACCAGUGCACGGAGCUCGCGCGGAAGCUUGGCAUCCCCGAGCUCAUGCCUCACUUCAAGGUCGCGUGGAAGGACCCCAAGUCUCCCGAAACCGGAUUCAAGUAUCUGUAUCUUGAUGAAGCCACAAAGAAGCGAUUUGAGAGCUCGGUCAUCACCGAAGAGGUUGUCGAAGCGGGCGAGAAGCGACACAAGAUUGUCACCGUCAUUGGUUCUGAAGAUGGCCUUGGCGUUGAGUGUUUGCGUGGCUCUGGUCUCAUUGCUGGUGGCACGAGCAGGGCGUACAAUGACAUCUUCACCGUCACGCUCGUCACCUGCCGUUCAGUUGGUAUCGGCGCGUACCUUGUCCGACUUGGCCAGCGUGCCGUUCAGAUUGAGGGCCAGCCCAUCAUCUUGACCGGUGCUCCUGCCCUGAACAAUUUGUUGGGCCGCGAGGUGUAUACUUCUAACUUGCAGCUCGGCGGUACCCAAAUCAUGUACAGGAAUGGUGUAUCGCACAUGACUGCGCCCGAUGACUUUGCCGGUAUCUCUCGAAUUGUCGAGUGGAUGUCCUUUGUCCCCAAGGAGAGGAAUGCCCCCGUCCCCAUUAGCCCCAGCUCGGAUACAUGGGAUCGUGAUGUCGUUUACACGCCCCCUCAGAAGCAGCCCUAUGAUGUGCGGUGGAUGAUUGCCGGUCGUUACGAGGACCCCGAAAGCGAAAAGGGCGAGUUCGAGCCAGGUCUCUUCGACAAGGACUCGUUCGUCGAGACUCUGGGCGGCUGGGCCAAGACUGUUGUGGUCGGUCGUGCUCGUCUCGGCGGUAUCCCCGUUGGUGUAAUUGGAGUGGAGACGCGAUCGGUGGAGAAUAUCACACCUGCCGAUGCUGCCAACCCCGACUCGAUCGAACAAGUCACAAAUGAGGCCGGUGGUGUGUGGUACCCCAACUCCGCUUUCAAGACGGCCCAGGCGAUCAACGACUUCAACAACGGCGAGCAGCUCCCUCUGAUGAUCCUUGCCAACUGGCGUGGUUUCUCGGGUGGUCAGCGAGACAUGUACAACGAGGUCCUCAAGUAUGGAUCCUUCAUCGUCGACGCCCUCUCCCAGUACAGGCAGCCCGUCUUUGUCUACAUUCCUCCCUACGGCGAACUCCGUGGCGGCUCUUGGGUCGUCGUCGACCCCACCAUCAACCCCACCUUUAUGGAGAUGUACGCCGACGAGGAGGCGCGCGGAGGUGUCUUGGAGCCCGAGGGUCUCGUUGGCAUCAAGUACCGAACUCCCAAGCAGCUGGACACGAUGGCCCGCCUGGAUCCCACCUACGCCGCGCUCAAGAAGCAGCUUGCGGAUAACCCCAAGGCGUCCAAGGAAGAGGUUGACGUCAUCAAGGCCAACAUGGUUACCCGCGAGAAGCAGCUGCUGCCCAUCUACAACCAGAUUGCCCUGCAAUUUGCCGACCUUCAUGACCGCGCCGGCCGCAUGAAGGCCAAGGGAGUCAUUCGCGAUUCCCUCGAGUGGUGCGACUCGCGCCGAUACUUCUACUGGCGUCUUCGCCGCAGACUCAACGAGGAGUACAUUCUCCGCCGCAUGGCUUCGGAUCAGGAGCGCAACCUUCGCCUCCUCGCCUCGUGGUCUAGCAUUGAUGACUUUGACAAGAACGACCGCCGCGUGGCCGAAUGGUACGAGACUAAUAGGCGCGCCAUUUCGGACAAGGUUGACAACCUCAAGUCGGAGAAUCUCUCGGCGCAGCUCGCGGCCUUGGUCCGAGACAACAAGGGUGCCGGUCUCCGGGGUCUCCGGGAAGUCUUGAGGACAAUGCCUGUGGAGGAGAGGGAGCAGGCCCUCCAGUUCUUGAAGCAGUAG
Molecule: messenger RNA, 6474 nt
Organism: Parascedosporium putredinis
Lineage: Eukaryota; Fungi; Ascomycota; Sordariomycetes; Microascales; Microascaceae
Source: the annotation of a GenBank genome assembly